This is a messenger RNA of Peniophora sp. CBMAI 1063, 1869 nucleotides long. The record is from the annotation of a GenBank genome assembly. Lineage: Eukaryota; Fungi; Basidiomycota; Agaricomycetes; Russulales; Peniophoraceae.
AUGUCCAAGCUCAACGCCGGCGCCUUCGAAUUCGUACCGCGUUCUGUGCGCCCUUCUCAGCCGCCACAGACACCCGCGCAACCACCAUCGCAGCCGCCGGCAUUCGUGCGGCAAGAAGAGAGCGCGCCGUCGGCACCUGCCCCGACCUUCUCCCUCAACAUCGGCGGGUCCAGGCCAACACCACCUCCAGCACCGGCGGCAGCACCUCCAGCAUUCGUUCGGCGCGACGACCCUGCCAGCGCGCCGGCACCGGCGCCCACGAUCUCGCUAUCAAUCGGCGGCUCCAAGCCCGCUGCCCCGCCACCCGCCGCCGUCGCCAAACCCACGCCACCGCCACCUGCGCCGGCAGCAGCCCCACCAUCACUAGACUCGGUACCGGAGAACAAGGCGGCACCGAAGAAGGAUGCGGCGAGCACCAGCAAGACCUUCACGAUGGAUCGCGCGAAGAACGAUACGGCGGCUAUCGCGCAGGAGGUUAGGGAGGUUGCCGAUCAGGCCGUACUUGAGGAUCUGUAUGGACAUGCCAAGGAGCACUUGAACAUCGUCUUCAUUGGCCACGUCGAUGCAGGCAAGAGUACCAUGGGCGGCAACCUACUCUACCUCUGCGGUAUGGUCGACAAGCGUACGAUGGAGAAGUACGAGAAGGAGGCGAAGGAAGCUGGCCGUGAGAGUUGGUACCUAUCUUGGGCGCUUGACAGCACUACGCAGGAGCGCGCAAAGGGCAAGACCGUCGAGGUCGGUCGCGCGUACUUCGAGACAGAAAAGCGUCGGUACACCAUCCUCGAUGCGCCCGGUCACAAGACAUAUGUGCCGAGCAUGAUCUCGGGUGCCGCUCAGGCCGAUGUCGCAUUGCUCGUCAUCUCCGCUCGCAAGGGUGAGUUCGAGACUGGAUUCGAGAAGGGCGGUCAAACGCGUGAGCAUAUCACGCUCGCCAAGACGGCCGGUGUCACAAAGGUUGCCGUCGUAAUCAACAAGAUGGACGACUCAACCGUGAACUGGGACAAGGCUCGCUACGACGAGAUCGUCGGCAAGCUGCAACCUUUCCUCAAGGGCGCGUCGUUCAACCUCAAGACCGACGUCACGUUCUUGCCCGUAUCCGCAUACACUGGCGCGAACCUCAAGGAGCGCGUCUCGAAGGCUACUGCACCGUGGUGGGACGGUCCAUCCGUUCUCGAGUACCUCGACGCGCUCCCCAUGAUCGGCCGCAACAUCAACGCGCCUCUCAUGAUGCCCAUCUCGGAGAAAUACAAGGACCUCGGCACAGUCGCAGUGGGCAAGAUCGAGUCCGGCGCGAUGCGCAAGGGCGACACGCUGCUCGUCAUGCCCAACAGGCAAACGGUAGAAGUAGCCGGUAUCGCCAACGAGCUCGACGAGGAGGUCCAGGCCGCGUUCAGUGGCGACAACGUCCGCGUCAAGCUCCGUGGUAUUGAGGACGAGGAGAUCAGCCCCGGAUUCGUGUUGAGUAGCCACGCGAAGCCUGUGAAAGCUGUCAAGACGUUCGAGGCGCAGCUCGCGAUUCUCGAGCACAAGAACAUCAUCUGCGCAGGCUACAGCGCCGUCAUGCACGUCCACACGCUCGCGGAAGAGGUCACGCUCUCCGCGUUGUUGCACUACUUCGACAAGUCUACGGGCCGCAAGAGUCGCAAGCCGCCGCAGUUCGCGAAGAGGGGGCAGAGGAUCGUCGCGCUGGUCGAGACGAGCCAGCCGGUGUGUGUGGAGCGGUUCGCGGAUUAUCCGCAGCUUGGGAGGUUCACGCUGCGUGAUGAGGGGAAGACGGUGGCGAUUGGGAAGGUCACGAAGUUGAUUGAGAGCAUUGAUGAUAUGAGCGAGGGUGUACAGGCUAUGGCGCUUGCUGGCACGGGCAACUAA